GGCGGCGCGGGGCGGCCGGCAUGGAGCUCCCGGAGGCGCGGCAGGGUCAGGAGCUCGGUGGCACGGCGGCGGUGGCUGCCCCGAUUUCCUCCAGCUGCCACUCCUUGCUUCGUGUCCCCAGUCCCUAGACGCCUCGUCCCCUCCCGUGCCCCUCUUCCCAUGGAGUCAGUACGGACCGAACAGAUGCUGAGCUUGCCCGCCGAGGUCAGCAGCGACAACUUGGAGCCGGCGGAGCGAGGGGCAUCAGCGGCCCAAGUAGACAUGGGACCCCACCCAAAGGUGGCUGCAGAGGGCCCCGCACCUCUACCGACGCGGGAGCCAGAGCAAGAGCAGUCUCCGGGGACCUCAACGCCGGAGAGCAAAGUCCUGCUCACGCAGGCAGACGCCUUGGCGUCCCGGGGGCGAAUCCGGGAAGCCCUCGAGGUGUAUAGACAGCUCUCCGAGCGGCAGCAGCUGGUGGCUGAGCAGCUGGAGCAGCUGGUGCGCUGCCUGGCGGAGAAAGUCCCGCAAGGCGAGGCGCUGGCGCCAGCGCCCCCGGACGAGGGUAGCACUGCAAGCGGCACCGUGGCGGCGGAAGAGACGGGGGCCGCCGCGGCUGCGGCGGCCACCGAGGUGUGGGACGGCUUUAAGUGCCGGAAAUGUCAUGGGUUUCUAUCAGACCCCGUGUCCUUGUCGUGUGGCCACACCUUUUGUAAACUGUGCCUGGAACGUGGGCGGGCCGCCGACCGGCGCUGUGCUCUGUGCGGGGUCAAGCUCUCCGCGUUGAUGGUGGCCACUGGGCGGGCGCGUGGAGCCCGGCGGGCUGGGCAGCAGCCGCCGCCACCGCUGCGAGUCAACGUGGUGCUCAGCGGCCUCCUUGGCAAGUUGUUCCCAGGCCCGGCGCGGGCGUCGCAACUCCGGCACGAGGGCAACCGGCUGUACCGGGAGCGCCAGGUGGAGGCGGCACUGCUCAAGUACAACGAGGCAGUUAAGUUGGCUCCGAAUGACCACUUGCUUUAUAGCAAUCGGUCUCAGAUUUAUUUCACCUUGGAGUCUCAUGAGAACGCACUGCAUGAUGCAGAAAUAGCAUGUAAGCUCCGCCCGAUGGGUUUUAAGGCACAUUUCAGAAAAGCCCAAGCCUUAGCCACCCUAGGCAAGGUGGAGGAGGCACUAAGGGAGUUUCUCUACUGUGUAUCCCUUGAUGGAAAGAACAAGAGAGCAAGAUGUGAAGCCCAAAGACUUCUCCUUAGUUUCUUUUCACCAUCAGUCCCGGGGGAUUCUCAGGAACAUUCUCCCGAUAUCCUGAAGCUGUUGGCACCUCACCCUAGAUUAAAGGAAAACGUAGAGUCAAUGACUACUGAAGUUACCAGCCAUAAUCUGCCAAGGUUGUUACAGGACAAUCUGGAGCUCCCACAUUGUUCUAGUCAGGAGGAAGCAGCAGCCAGGGGAGAUGGCAGCAGUCUGAUGGACCCAGCUAAAGUGAAGGCGGAUGGUCAGCAGCACCACAUGAAAGACCAGGAAGAAGAGGAGGAGAAGCGGGAUGCUACCUCUCCAAAAGCUGCUUCCAGCAAGACUGGAAAAUGCCAGGAAAAGAAAAGGAAACAUUGCCAGAUUGAAUCCCAAGAAGAAACAGGGAUGCCUAAUAAAGCCUCCAAGCAAGAUCCUCCCACUGAUCAGGGGGACAAACCUGCUCUCAGUUUACCACUUGCAUCUUUCGACGCAUCUGACCUUGAAUGCGCUCUAUGUAUGAGAUUAUUCUAUGAGCCAGUCACAACACCUUGCGGGCAUACUUUUUGCUUAAAAUGCCUAGAAAGAUGCCUAGAUCACAACGCAAAGUGUCCAUUGUGCAAAGACGGUCUUUCACAGUGCUUGGUAUCAAGAAAAUACAGCAAAAAUGUAAUAAUGGAGGAGCUCAUAGCUAAAUUCCUUCCAGAAGAACUGAAGGAACGAAGGAAGCUUUAUGAAGAGGAAAUGGAAGAACUUUCUAACCUUAAUAAGAAUGUGCCUAUUUUCGUGUGUACUAUGGCCUAUCCCACCGUUCCUUGUCCCCUGCACAUCUUUGAGCCUUGUUACCGCCUGAUGAUUCGUAGAUGCAUUGAGACAGGCACGAGACAGUUUGGCAUGUGCCUUGGAGAUCCUGUCAAAGGGUUUGCAGAAUAUGGCUGCAUCCUAGAGAUCAGAAAUGUUCAAUUCUUUGCCGAUGGCCGCUCGGUGGUUGACAGCAUAGGCAAGAGGCGCUUCAGGGUGCUCCAUCAGAGCCAGCGGGAUGGCUACAACACAGCCGACAUUGAAUACAUUGAAGACCAAAAGGUUCAGGGAGAGGAUUGUGCUGAGCUCAUGGGAUUACAUAACUCUGUCUAUCAGCAAUCGUCAUUGUGGUUUCAUUCGCUCAAAUCAUCCCUGAAGAAUCGGAUACUCAAUCACUUUGGUCCCAUGCCAGAGAAAGACGCUGAUCCUCAGAUGAACCCGAAUGGCCCAGCCUGGUGCUGGUGGAUGUUAGCGGUUCUUCCCUUGGAAAGCCGAGCUCAGCUCCCCUUCCUAGCAAUGAGGUCCUUAAAGGACAGACUGAAUGGUAUUCGACGAGUCCUGGCCUUCAUAUCCCGAAACCAAAACUAGUGAGUGGAUUGUCGAAGAGGAGCUCCCACCUUCACCACUGCCGUCGGGGGGAGUCUUCUUGUAAAUAUAUCUAAUUGCAAUAAUAUCUUAACAGAAGGGGGUGUCAAACAGAGGCAUCAGCCUGCUGUUGAUCACAGAGAAAAAUUGAGUAGAAAGACCAAAAGAAUGUGACCUAUUUGAAACUUUCUGUCUUAAGAUGCUUCUUGACAUGCUGCAUAACUACAUAAACAGCAGAGGUGUUUAAGAGCCCAGAAAAAACAUAAUUUGAUUUUAACAUUAAAAUUUCCAAAAGUUUAAAGUGGUUUUGCUUUAAUAUUCCUUCUUUCAUAGAUCAGUGACUGUGUGGUUGAAAUGUGAAAACAAAGAUACUAAUAAUGUUGCUGUAUAAUUUCACUGACUUGAGGUCUCAUUCCAAAUGGUUCAGGUUUUAUAGAGCAUUGUGUAAAAUAAUGUUCAUACUUCUUUCUGUUUUAAUAAUUUAUUUUUUGCACUACUGUAUCCUUUUUUCUAAAUGUAUGUUUGUAACUAUUUAAGCGUACAUUGCUGAAAA
Molecule: messenger RNA, 3145 nt
Organism: Pongo pygmaeus (Bornean orangutan)
Lineage: Eukaryota; Metazoa; Chordata; Mammalia; Primates; Hominidae
Gene: LONRF3
Product: LON peptidase N-terminal domain and ring finger 3
Exons: 12
Coding region: 160-2595 (811 amino acids)
Molecular function (GO): metal ion binding; protein binding; ubiquitin protein ligase activity
Source: RefSeq, a predicted model, not a curated record